AAUUAACCAUGUUUUUUCUUACUUAUUUAUGUCUGUUAAACUGUACCAGCUAGAGGCAUAUUCCCCUGCUCUCUGAACUCCUUUUUUGAGUCCAAACUUUACCAAUCGUAUUGGGCAUAGUUAGGCAGUUCAAAAUGUGACUGCGCUUCAGCGGUUUUUCUUUUAUGUCAGUCAUUUACGGGCACUCAAUUAGCCAUGUCAGAUAGCAAUGUUUUGACCCAGCUGAAAGAGGCCCACCUGGGGCAGGAACCUGGGGUAGUUGAACAAGGGGGUCUCACAAACGCCUGGCAGGUUAACCUCUCAGAAUAAUGGUCAUAAAACUAAUUGAUAGGUACGGGUUCCUUUAAGUGUCAUCCACCUUUACAUUAUCUGUUCUCACAGCAUCCAGGCAGUACUGUAGGUUUUUACUUAACUGUAAUUCAUUCAUUGUUAAUCAGAUUUAACUGAAUAUAAUGAUCGUUGUGUGGACAUACUAUCCUGUGAUGUAGCCUAGUGCGCACUAUCCGUGUUGACAGUGAUAAGGGCAGAUUAAUUUAGACCAAAUGUGCGUUUAAAGUAAAAUAAUCUGUUAAAGCAAUACGUUUUUGAGAAUAGAUUGCAAAGUUCAAGAACAUCUCGUUGACAGUGAUAAGGGCAGAUUCAUUAGACCACAUGUACGUUUAAAGUAAAAUAAUUUGUAUAGUUAAAGCAAGACGUUUUUGAGUAUAUAUUGCGAAGUACAAGAACAUCUCGUGGAUGACUGUCGCGCAGGUUGUUUCCAUUCGCGCGCCAUGGAACGGCACGCGCACCUUGAACCUGCAGAUUGGAUGGGGGCUGGGUUGCUACAUCGUCCAAUUCGUUUGUAGCUUGUAGCAUCUGUCAAAGGACAACCCUGGUGCUUAUUCAUUCGAGAGCAGAGUCAGAUUUAUCACAUUUGCUCAUACACUACGUUUCAAACAAUACUUCGCAUCUUGGACAAUCUAACUGAUCGCCAUAAAGCAGCACUAAUUUAUCUCGGACACCAGAACACUUUUAAGCCAGGAUGGAAGUAAUGGUGGACACUGCUGAGACCCAGGACCAGGCCGUCUCCAUUGAGUCUCCUCUAGUGUUCCCUUAUCGCUUCACAUCAGACGGGCGCCUGCGUCACCAGGUCACCCAGGAGCCCUUCGUGUUCAGGUUCCAGCGAGGCCGCGACCCGGAAGACACCCAGAGAGAGGACCAGGCGCUGUGUCUCCACAUCACCCAGCAUGUCCACUCCAUCCUGGAGGAGCAGCUCCACCUUUUUAGGCUCUACCUCCCUCCUCCACCAGUCCUCCAACAAGGGGACCAUAGGGCCAACCUCAGACCCCACCAAGGAGCCCCCUGCCUGGGGUAUGUGUACCUGAGCACCAGGGCCCUGGAGAGUCCAGCCACCCUGGUGGUUCUUGUCCAGGACCGGGGCACAGUGCACUGUGGGCUAUGGAGCUGGAGAGCUGCAGCCAGCGAGGGCCUUGAGAAGGGCAGCAUGAUCCCCUAUGUCCGGAAAGCCCUGGAAGAUGGGUGCUCAGUGCUACUGAUGAACCCCAACCAGGGUGGUGUCGGGGAGAUGCCGGAGGAUCAUGCGCAACAUGUGUGGGACGUGAUCGUGUCUCGCUGUAGCUCCAGCCGCGUGGUCAUGGUGGCGCACGGCUAUGGAGGCCUUGUGUUUGUGGACCUGCUGUGCCGACGCCCACAGGAAGUGGUAAAGCAGGUGUGGGCGGUGGCCUUCCUGGACUCCUCCCACAGCCUGUGGCAUCAGCCGUUGGACGCGAUGGGACGGGAGUGGCUGAGGACACACUCCAGGAGGUGGGGCCGGCACGCUGUCACGGCGAGUCGUUCAGAACGUGUUCUCUUUUACAUUCCGUGUCUUGUUUCCAGGUGGGUGUUGAGCUCCAAGCCCCUGAACCAGCCGGUGGGGUCGUUAAAGGCGGGGUGCCUACAGAUGUCAGCAGGCACACAGAGACACGAGGCAGCCCCCUCUGUCUGCAUGGAGUCAGUGUUCAAGUUCUUCUCCAAGAUGCUCAGUCCCAAACCAACCAGCGCCUUCAACAUUGUGACUCGCAGCAGGAGUAGCUUGGGGCAUGUCUGACCAGGCCUUUCUGACAGGGGAUUGGGGUCCUAGCAUGGAGGACACAGGGCAGAUUCACUCCCUCCUUGUUCUUGGUUGAUUUGUUGAAGUCUGAAAUGCGGAAUUCCCCUGACCAGCUGUCCUGGUCAUAAUUGGACAUAACUUAGAAAUUAAAAGGGGAAGGCAGAACACACUUGACCCUUAAUGGAAAGAGUUUGACGCCACUGAUCUUGUGGUUGAUCUUGCAGUUUCACUUUGUGUGUGCGGCCUUACGCAGCAUAUCAGUCUGUGGUCAUACAGAGAAACCCAGGGUAAGAACAGGGAACCACUUAAUAAUGCAAGUACCCACAUCCAGGGGUCAUUGAUGCACUAAAUAAUGAAAAACCACAGCAGACAGUUUAUCACCGUAUUUAGAUAACUGGAGCUGCAGAACCACCAGAGAUGAAGGGAAGCGGUGGAGGGGAAGACCUGUUGGCCAUGUCAAACGUCACCAUGUGUUGAACUGUAGAACAAUGUGGUUGAGGUAUUUGGGGAAACAGUACAGUACACAAUGUAAGUCAAGUGGCUGGAUGUAUGUGGACCUCCCAACAUGAGAAAUAUGUGCAGCACUGCCAAUGGCCUUUUUCAUUUGAAAAUGUGGACACAUUUAUUAGAGGUUUAGCUUUGCCAUAUGUACAUUAUAUAGGCAACCACAGUGUAAACUAACUGUACAU
This is a messenger RNA of Esox lucius (northern pike), 2778 nucleotides long. RefSeq lists its product as uncharacterized. Lineage: Eukaryota; Metazoa; Chordata; Actinopteri; Esociformes; Esocidae. Gene Ontology annotation, biological process: regulatory ncRNA-mediated heterochromatin formation. Gene Ontology annotation, cellular component: nucleus. The coding region runs from base 1022 to 2086 and encodes 354 amino acids. The record is from RefSeq and is a predicted model, not a curated record. The transcript has 2 exons. Gene Ontology annotation, molecular function: siRNA binding.